UUGAACCAUACAGGGAAGUAAAAUAAUUUUUUUACCUUUUUUAAAUUAUUUCAGUUUCAGUGUUAACCAUAUAUUGUGUGGUGAUAAAAUGUUGCCUUUCAGGAAAAACACUUCAAAUUGUUGAAUUUAAGUGAAAUAACAGGAUUUUACUUUAAAUUGACUGUUUUUAUACUAAACUAAUUGUGUGUAAUUUCAUAUGUAUGGAGAAAACCAUCAAAAUAACGCACAAGUGUCUUCCAAUGGCUUGACCUCUUUCACAGAUUCCAGCAGUAACUGCUCUGUGAAAACAAUGUUUUAGAAGUUGUAGAUAAUUGUUUAUUUCAGUUACUAAAAAGGAAACUUGAAGUGAAAACUUUUCUCAAAUUUUAAGUAUAUUAUUUCAAACAAUAUUACUUAAUAGAAACAUAAAAUAUAAAAUAUGGUCCAGCUUAUGAACUGCUAAAACAUGCUGGCAAGAGAUUUCCCUUCAGCAAGUCAUUGUAUGCCAAAAUAAACUUUCUGACACUCUAAAAUCUGUAUGAAGAUUUAAACUCAGUGUAUCAACAACUUUUUAAAUGGCGUUUCAGUUACAGUUACAGGAAGUUCCGACACUUCUCUUUUUCUCGGGGCCUUCUGAAGCCAGAGGACAUUCGUCAGGCCAGGUUACAGCAGAGAGGGUAAACAACAGACUAGACGGCAAAAUACCAUGUUCUCGCAGAGAAAGAAACUGCCAUUAGGAAGAGCAAAAAUCAAUGUGUGUAUUAUAAAAGGAGACCUUUCAACUGAAAAAAGUGAUGUGAUUGUGUGUACUGCCAGCAAAAAUCUGGACCUGGGCCGUGGACGAGCAUCUCGUGCAUUACUUGAGAAGGCGGGUGAUGACAUGUCAGAUGACUGCGAGAACUACCCUGAUGGUAUAGAGUAUGGUGAUAUAGCAGUUGUCAGAGCCGGGAACUUGCCAUGUAAGAGAGUCUACUUUGUGGCACUUCCUGUGUGGGGAACCGGCCAUGCUGAGGAGAAAGGAUUGGAAGCUUUAAUAAAAGAAUGUUUGAAAUCAGCCAGUGAUGAAAAAUGUGAGUCAAUAGCAUUUCCAGCCCUCGGUACAGGACUACUGAAGUACCCGGCAGACCGAGUGGCACACUGUACAUUACAGUGUAUACAGGACUUCAGUAAUAACCGCCCAAACACUUCACUGAAAUAUGUGAACAUUAUCAUCUUUCAUCAGGACAAUGCUUCAUACAAUGCAUUUGAGCAGGAAGCGAGAUCUCGUGCCUCAGCCAGCAGUCAGGGUGGGGCCUCAGGUGGUGCAAAGGCCAAACUUAAGACCCCUAUUGGGGUCAGAUCUAUAAUAUCAAGGCAAAUUUCCAAUGGUGGGGAUGCAGAUGCAAUAGGGAACAUCAAAGUCCAUAUCACAUGCGGAGAAAUCGCUAAAUUUCAUGCUGACGUUAUUGUCAAUAACACAAAGCAGGAUUUACAGUUACGUAAUGGAGGAAUGUCUGAAGCUAUACUUGAGGAAGCAGGUCCUCAACUUCAGGAGGAGUGUGAUGAGUCCUAUCCUAAUGGUAUCAGGGUGGGAGAGAUAGCUGUCACAGGAGGGUAUGGACUGAAUAGCAGGAAAGUUUAUCACGGAGCAUUACCUAACUGGGAUAGAAAUAAAUCUGCAAGUGCCAGAAAGCCUCUGUGUAAAUUUGUAUCUAACUGUCUGAAACAGGCAGAAAGGGACAAGGUACAAUCUAUAGCCUUUCCUACAUUGGGAACAGGUUCCCUCAACUACCCGGCAGAUAUCAGUGCACAGACAAUGUUUGAAUGUAUUAAGAAACACCAGAACACGUGCUCAGACACGUGCAUUUCAGAUAUAAGUAUUGUUGUGUAUGAGAAGGGAGAUAAAUGGAGAAAAAUCAAGGCAGCUUUUGAACAAGAACUGAGUAAAGUUUUAGAAUCAGAUGAUGAGGAGGAGGAGGAAGAGGGAAACAGUGCUAUGUACAAACUUCUAGAGAUGGCAGCCAAAAACUCCCUGGAACGUACCAUCGCCCCACCGCACGGAACUAAAGACUGGUUCAAACAUCAUUACAGAACUAACCCAAGGUCACCGAACUACUGGACUGUGUACACUGAUAAUAAAACAUUGAAAGAUUGGCGCUUAGAUUCCGACGAUAUAAAACCAAAAAGGAUACCAGUGGACAGACAGACUUUUGAGGCAGUAAAAAAAGUUGCCUUGGCAACAUGGCAAAGUCAGCAUGUAGGUCAAGGUCGCGAUGCUAAAGGUUUAAAUAAUCUAAACUAUACAAAUAUACAAAUAAAAAAAGUGGAAAGAAUAGAAAACUGUGAACUGUUUGAAAAAUACGCCCUUAAAAGACAAGAAAUGUUUCAUCAAGCUUCAAAACAGGGAGCAUUUGCUCCCUUACAAAAUGUGAAAGGUUCAAGCGGAAAAAUAAUGACCACUGAUAAUAUACCUAAAGAUUCAGCUCUUGCUAGAGACAUACAUCCAGAGAUAAAUGAGCACUAUAUGUUUCAUGGAACUGUAGAAUCUGUAGCAGAUACAAUUAUAAAGCAGGGAUUGGACUGCAGGUUGGGUGGAGCAGCGGCCAUGUUUGGACAAGGUGUCUACGCAGCAGAGAGUUCAACUAAAUCGGACCAGUAUGCAGAUCCCAUAUCAAACAGAACAAGCAGUGAGAAGAAAAUGUUUCUUAUAAGGAUGUGCCUUGGAAAAAUGUAUGUUGAAAAAAGUGCUAAAACAUUUGCACGUGCUCCGUGCAUGCAUUGCUGUAUGGACAAAUGCUCGUGCAAAGAUAAUAGUUUCUUUGACUCUGUGGUAGGGGAUGGUGGCUGGAACUUCAGAGAGUUUGUCGUGUAUGAUAGAACACAGGUGUAUCCGGAAUAUCUCAUCACGUAUGUUAGGGUUUAAUGGUAGUGUGCAUGUUCUGGAAUAUCUCGUCACUUACGUUAGGGUUUAAUGUCAGUGUGCAUGUUCCGGAAUAUCUCGUCACUUACGUUAGGGUUUAAUGUUAGUGUGCAUGUUCCGGAAUAUCUCAUCACUUACGUUAGGGUUUAAUGUUAGUGUGCAUGUUCCGGAAUAUCUCAUCACUUACGUUAGGGUUUAAUGUUAGUGUGCAUGUUCUGGAAUAUCUCAUCACUUAUGUUAGGGUUUAAUGUUACGUUAUGUUAUGUUUAGUAAACUAGAUGUCAUGGUUAAACAUUGGAAUAAAACCUGAGUCAAAUAUAUGGAAACAUAAACAUGUCACAAGAGAAUGGCAAUGCAUAUGUUAACUGAUAAGACUGGCAUCAAAAGUAUUAUUUUUUAGCUCUUCUGAUUUUUUGAAAAAAAAUGAUUAGUUAUUGUCAUAACUUGAUUGGCGUCGGCGUUGCCUGGUUUUAUGUUUAGGUCAGCUUUUCUCCUAAACUAUCAAAGGUAUUGCUUUGAAACUUGCAACACUUGUUCACCAUCAUAUGCUGACUCUGUACAGCAAGAAACAUAACUCUGUCCUGCUUUUUGCAAGAAUUAUGACCCCUUUUGGACUUAGAAAAUAUCAGAUUUAUUGGUUAAGUUUUAUGUUUAGGUAAACUUUUCUCCUAAACUAUCAAAGCUAUUGCUUUGAAACUUGCAACAAUUGUUCACCAUCAUAAGCUGACUCUGUACAUCAAAAAACAUAACUCCAUCCUGCUUUUUGCAAGAAUUAUGGCCUUUUUUGGACUUAGAAAAUCAUGGGUAGGACAGUUUUUCUGUUAUACAAAAAAAAAUCAGAUGAGCGUCAGCACCCGCAAGGCGGUGCUCUUGUUCUAAAGAUUAAAUAGGUGUGUCAUUGUAAAAUGAUGUUUACACUUGAAAUAAUUCCAGAUUAUGCCAUAAAAUUGAUACUGAAGCAUUGUCUCAAACAUACGUCAGUGCACAGACCUUUACAUUUUACUUUUCUAUUUGAUUUAUUGAUGAAGUUUGUAUAUAUUUUGUACUUUUAAGUGUGCGUGUUAAUAUAUUUUUACAAAGUCUUUGCAUUGUAACUGGUUUUAGAUGAAAUGCUUCAUUAGUGCUGUAUUUUAUUGACUAUUGUCAAGCAGUACAGGGUUAAUGAACAUGUAUAGGCAACUUUAUAAAACCUAAAAUUUAAAUGUAAAGUUCACUUUGUGUUUUUGCAAGUUAUGUGGAGGAGGUGGGUUAGCAUACCCAACCAAGCUAUUUUUCUGUUUCUAAACUUUUACUUUAGAAAUAUUUCAUAUACCCUGUUCUGUAGCAGUGAAAAUUUCAGUCUUUAAUAAAAAGUAGUCCAACUAAACCUGCUUUGGUCAUAUGGUUACACUACACUUCGGUGUUUUUUAUAUGUUUUUAAACGUGUUUAUUCACAAAGUAAACAAAAAUACUGAAAUAGUGCCAUGUGAAGCAGCUCACAUCAAAAUGUACUUACAUUUGAAAUUAAAUUCUUAAGGCAGUCUUCUUUCUGUCGACUUAAAUCACCUCCAGGUGCAAAAAGCAUUGUAAUGUUUUAUUUUUAAAUUUUCAUUUUCAUAAAGUCACCAUAUGACCUGUAAUUCUGUCAUUGCAACGUUAAAGCCAACCAAAAAAGAAAAAAAUCGUAAAUUUCUCAUCAACACUCACAAUAGCUUAUACAUGAUCAGUAGUGUGUUAUAAGCCUGAUAUGAGCCGUGCCAUGAGAAAACCAACAUAGUGGGUAUGCGACCAGCAUGGAUCCAGACCAGCCUGCGCAUCCGCGCAGUCUGGUCAGGCUCCAUGCUGUUCGCUUUUAAAGCCUAUUGGAAUUGGAGAAACUAUUAGCGAACAGCAUGGAUCCUGACCAGACUGCGCGGAUGCGCAGGCUGGUCUGGAUCCAUGCUGGUCGCAUACCCACUAUGUUGGUUUUCCCAUGGCACGGCUCAUAUCAUUAUAGCAGCUUAGGCUGUAAUAUCAGUAACUGUGUUAAGGAUUCAUACUUAGAUCUAUGUAUAUUACCUGUUGCAAGAGAAAAAAUCCAUAUCUCAUGAAAACUAGAAUUGAAUGGCUAUUUUAAUCCUAUCACAUGUUUUAAAUGAACAUAUUCACCUACAAGUCUGUUACCCAAAAUGACCUGUUUAUCGCUUUCAAAAUCAAAUUAUUAGCAUGGAUCCUGACCAGACUGCCUGGAGAUAUAUAUUAAGUUCCAGAAUUGUGUCUAAUGUAAUGGAAUAUUAUAUAGUCGACAUGUUGUCGACAUGUUUUCAACAUAAAUGUAACGUAUAUGUAAUAUAUGAUGUAAAUCUGUACUGUUGAGAAAGUCUCACUUAUGAGUUUAUUAUAGUGUUGAACACUAGGUAAUUUUUACUUCACAGAUGGAUUUUAGUAGUUUUAUGUUUAGCUCACCUGUGACAGUGAACACGAUACAGACCACAUUUUACAAUCAACUUUACUCAAAUUUGCACACAACUUGUAUUGGCAUAAUAUCUCGGUUCUUUUCGAAAACUGGCCAGAUCCCAUCAUGGGUUCAAGAUUUAUGGAGUUUAAAGGGCAAAAAUAUGCUAUUUUAGGCUUGUGAACACGAUAGAAACCACAUUUUGCAAUCAACUUUAAUCAACUUGUAUGGGCAUAAUAUGUCAGUUCCUUUUUAAAACUGGCCAGAUCCCAUCAUGGGUUCCAGAGUUAUGGCCCCUUAAAUUGCCAAAAUUUGCUAUUUUGACUUGGUUUGAUUUGACACAAACUUGCAAAAUAUCUUCUUAGAUUCCAUGAUGAAUUUGUCAGAUCCAGUCAUAGGUGCCGGAGUUGCAGCCUCUGAUUGACCCCUAAUAGAGGCCCCAUUUAUGACCAAAUCUUCAUGAAACUUGGUUAGAAUGUUUAUCUUGAUGAUUUCUAGGUCAAGUUUGAAACUGGGUCAUAUGGGGUCAAAAACUAGGUCACCCAGUCAAAUCAAAGGAAAAGCGUCAUAACACUCUUGUUCAUUUGAUGUGUAUGAAAAUUGGUCAGAAUGUUUGUCUGUAUGAAAUAUCGUAUGAAUUUUUAUCUGGGUCAUGUGGGGUCAAAAACUAGGUCACCAGGUCAAAUCAAAGAAUAAGCUUGUUUACACUCUAGGGGGCACAUUCUUGAUUCUAUCUUAAAUUUUGGUCAGAAUGUUUGUUAUCAUGAAGUCUUGGACGAUUUCAAAUCUGGGUCACGUAUGGUCAAAAACUAGGUCACUAGGUCAAAUCAAAGAAAAUGCUUGUUUACACUCUGGAGGUCACAUUUUUGGUCCAAUCUUAAUGAAAAUUGGUCAGAAUAUUUGUCUCCAUGAAAUCACUAGGCAAAACACGUUUACGCUGUUAUGGUAUGUUACACAGGUGAGCGACCUAAGGUCAUCUUGGCCCUCUUGUUGCAAAUAUAUAUAUUGUGUAUUUAACAAAUUUAUGUGAAUACACAGUUAUGUCUACAUGUUUAAUGUUCCUAUCUGCAUAUAUAUGUUUAUUUUGUUUUCUCACAACCUUGUAAAAUUUAUACUUCUUCAAUGAAAUAUACCCUAAUAUUUGGGUCAAACUUAACAUAUUUUUGUUUUGAACUGUUUCUUUAAGUUUGUCAAAGUAGCACAGUACUAUCAGAAAUUUAUAUAUGCAACUGUUACACACCCCAGUCCUUAUUAUCUGCUGCUAAAGAUGUUGGUCCCCCAGUAAGUACAUCUGUCCAUCCAAAAUUGAAAAUGCUUCUACACAAAGUAGAUCACUAUAGGGUGGUGGUACACACACUAUCAUUAGGAUCACUUUAACUACCUCAUAUUGCCCUCUGAUUGUUUUACAAUCCAUGAAUACCCACAUAAGAAAGUAAUCCAUAGAAUGGAUCUUCAUGAAAUUUAAAACAGACUUAGAUCGCUGGAGGGUAGCGGUGCCUGCUCAUUUUCCAUUAGGAUCUCCUCUUCAGUUGCUGCAAUGUUAUUGCCCGUUGUUUUAAAAUCCAUAGUUAUAUCUUUAAAUUAAAUCUUUUAAAAGUCCCCGCAUUCACAAAACAACGCUUUUGGCGAGGAUAUAAAUUCACUUAAUGUCAAUGUUGCAAGCUGAGACUAAGCCCUAAACCUGUGUUUAUAGUUUGGUCUUUUUUUUUCCACAUUUUAUUGACUUUGAAGUUUGAAUAAGUAAUUAACCUUAAGCCUGCUGGCACUGGCGGCAAGAGAUUCUGCUUUUGCAACCAGUGAAGCCCAAUCAUGGUCUGCACUGUUUGCUGUUCAGUCAGUAAAUUUUCAGUGAACACCUCUUUGAAUAAUAAAUGGUAUUGCCCAAACUGAAUGAUGGACCAGCCUAUUUUAGAAAUUUAGCAGGCUAAGGGUUAAUUUUGCAUUAUCAUUGUGAGUUUGAUUCUUACAUGUAUGUUCUCAUUGACAUUGUAUCAUUGUACCUCUGAUUCAUGUGGUGAAGUUGGUAGUUACUUGUGGAGUUUUACACAGACUCUAGGAACAAUAGUUAGGUUAACUGCCCACCAUUUCAUAAACCCAGACAAACAUUGUAAUACAGAAACUGUUAUGUCCAAGUGCAAAAUGUACAUAUUACUGGACAAAGGAUUGUUCUAGUUUGUCAGAAGUUGAAUUUGACAAUGGUCUACAUGCUCCCUUACAAAUGUAGUAUGAACCACGCCAUGAGAAAACCAACAUAGUGCAUUUGCAACUAGCAUGGGUCCAGACCAGCCUGCACAUCCGUGCAGUCUGGUCAGGAUCAUGCUGUUUGCUUUCAAAGCCUAUUGCAAUUAGAGAAACCGUUACCGAUCAGCAUGGAUCCUGAAUGACUGUGCGGAUGUGCAGGUUGGUCUGGAUCCAUGCUGGUCGCAAAUGCAUUAUGUUGGUUUUCUCAUGGCGUGGCAUCAUAUCACUUACAGCAUUAUAAAGUGUUUAUCCUUACCAUAUGGAUCAUUACCUGAACAGUAACUUCAGUUGUUUCUGAAUAUGGAAUGGUGAUUAUAUGCUUAUGUCUUCUUGUAAGAUCUUUUCAAUAAAACCGACUAUACAAAUCA
This is a messenger RNA of Mercenaria mercenaria, 7900 nucleotides long. Its product is annotated as protein mono-ADP-ribosyltransferase PARP14-like. Lineage: Eukaryota; Metazoa; Mollusca; Bivalvia; Venerida; Veneridae. Gene Ontology annotation, biological process: negative regulation of gene expression. Gene Ontology annotation, cellular component: nucleus; cytoplasm. The transcript has 12 exons. The record is from RefSeq and is a predicted model, not a curated record. Gene Ontology annotation, molecular function: NAD+ poly-ADP-ribosyltransferase activity; transcription corepressor activity. Bases 686 to 2881 code for a protein of 731 amino acids.